This is a messenger RNA of Scophthalmus maximus (turbot), 5154 nucleotides long. RefSeq names its product phosphoinositide-3-kinase, regulatory subunit 1 (alpha) (gene pik3r1). Gene Ontology annotation, molecular function: 1-phosphatidylinositol-3-kinase regulator activity; protein binding. Gene Ontology annotation, biological process: insulin receptor signaling pathway; phosphatidylinositol phosphate biosynthetic process. Lineage: Eukaryota; Metazoa; Chordata; Actinopteri; Pleuronectiformes; Scophthalmidae. Gene Ontology annotation, cellular component: phosphatidylinositol 3-kinase complex. The transcript has 15 exons. The record is from RefSeq and is a predicted model, not a curated record. Bases 511 to 2697 code for a protein of 728 amino acids.
UGGCCGCAGGGGCGACGUUCAAGGGAGCGUUUGUUCGGGACGGGAAAACUGUGCCGUUAUGUCGAGCCUGUAACAGUUUGUACUACUCGUUAAACCGGAUUUAAACCCAACCGGAGGGUUUUUGUUUCUCAGCCUUGCCGAUAAGGGAAAUGGUCGCGCUUGCAUUUUCUUGCCAGUGCGCCUCGAACUGUGGAGUUUAACGAAGUGGGAGCGUUCGAGUGUGCGGAAGGAGGAGAAGCCGUGGAUCCGUGCACCGUCGGUCUGGAUAACAUUGCAGCUGCAGGCCCUUUACCGAUGGGUACACGCUGUGAGGCGACACGCCGAGAGAGCUGCACAUCGUCCAGAAGAGACGAGAGCUGUCGUAGAAUGAAGACGAGCUAGAUACUGUCUCCACGAAACUGUCCAAGACUAGUUUUGCCCUGGACCAAACGCACAGAGAAAACCUGAAACGUAACUUUUGCUGGUUGACGCUCACCUUCGAAAAGAACACCUUCGCACAACGCUAUCAGUAUGAGUGCCGAGGGAUAUCAGUACAGAGCGCUGUACGAUUACAAGAAGGAGAGGGAGGAGGACAUUAAUUUGCAUGUGGGGGAUACGCUGUUGGUAAGCAAAGGAGCCCUGGUGGCUCUUGGGUACACCGACGGGCUGGAACAGAGGCCAGAUGAGAUUGGAUGGCUGCCAGGCUUCAAUGAAACCACUCAGGAAAAGGGGGACUUCCCUGGGACAUAUGUCGAAUACAUUGGAAAGAAAUGGAUAUCUCCCCCCACACCCAAGCCGAGGCCCAUCAGACCCUUACCUGUUGCUCCAGGUGCCUUCAAGGCGGACGCCGACUCUGACUCGGAGCAAGGCUCCUGUCUGCUGGACCUAACGGAGCAGUUCUCCCUCCCAGAGACUGCUCCGCCCAUUCUGGCCAGACUGCUGGAAACUAUCGAGAGGAAAGGUCUGGACAACCCCACUAUAUAUCGAACAUUUACCGCUGGUGCUGGACUUGAAGUCAGACAGUAUUUCGAAUGUGAUCCUCCCUCGGCAGACCUGGACCAGUUUGAGCUUUCGGUCUUGUGUGAUGGUCUGCGCAGGUACCUGCAGGAUCUUCCACAGCCCAUAAUCCCCACUGCAAUAUAUGCUCAGAUGGUCCUCACUGCCAAAGAGGUGGCGAAUCCUGAGGAAUGUGCCCAGCUGCUACGUCGCAUUGCCAGCACCCCGAGCCUGCCGCCCCAAUACUGGCUCGCUCUCCACUGUCUGCUAAGGCAUUUCGCUAGAAUGUGUCAGAAUGGCUCCAAGAACCUGCUCUCUGCUCGAGCCCUCGGCGAGAUCUUCAGCCCCGUGUUUUUUAGACAGCAAGCCACCAGUUGUGAACCCAGCCUGGAUGCUCACAUCAAGAUCAUCGAGGCGCUGGUGACCAGUGAAUGGAGUGAGAGUCAGGCUGCUCCAGCUCUACCUCCUAAGCCACCCAAGCCCACACCUGUGACCAACAACGGUAUGAACAACAACAUGGCUCUGCAAGACGCCGAAUGGUACUGGGGAGACAUCUCGAGAGAGGAGGUCAACGAGAAACUGAGGGACACCGCCGACGGUACUUUUUUGGUGCGGGACGCCUCAACGAAAAUGCACGGAGACUACACUCUGACCCUGAGGAAAGGAGGAAACAACAAGCUCAUUAAGAUAUUCCAUCGGGAUGGGAAGUACGGCUUCUCGGACCCGCUGACCUUCAGCUCGGUCGUCGAGCUCAUCAACCACUAUCGCAAUGAGUCACUGGCUCAGUACAACCCCAAGCUGGAUGUCAAGCUGCUGUACCCGGUCUCCAAACACCAGCAGGAUCAGGUGGUGAAAGAAGACAACAUUGAAGCUGUUGGGAGGAAGCUCUGUGAGUACCACCAGCAGUACCAGGAGAAGAACAAGGAGUACGACCGUCUGUAUGAAGAAUACACCAGAACAUCACAAGAAAUCCAAAUGAAAAGGACAGCGAUAGAGGCUUUUAAUGAAACCAUAAAAAUCUUCGAGGAGCAAUGCCAAACACAAGAGCGGUACAGCAAAGACUAUAUCGAGAGAUUUAGGAGAGAAGGCAAUGACAAGGAGAUCCAGAGGAUUAUGGGGAACUAUGAAAAGUUGAAAUCGAGGAUAAGUGAAAUCGUAGACAGCAAACGGCGACUGGAGGAAGAUCUGAAGAAACAGGCGGCAGACUACAGAGAGAUCGACAAGAGGAUGAACAGCAUCAAGCCCGACCUCAUCCAACUCCGCAAGACUAGAGACCAAUAUCUCAUGUGGUUGACCCAAAAGGGAGUCCGACAGAAGAAACUGAACGAGUGGCUUGGAAUCAAGAACGAGAACACAGAAGAUCAAUAUUCUAUGGUGGACGAUGACGAAGACCUUCCUCAUCACGACGAGCGCGCCUGGAAACUGGGCAACAUCAAUCGACUACAAGCGGAGGCGCUCCUCCAGGGCAAGAGAGACGGAACAUUCCUGGUUCGAGACAGCAGCAAAGCAGGAUGCUACGCCUGCAGCGUUGUUGUGGACGGUGAGGUAAAGCACUGCGUCAUCAACAAGACACCCUCAGGCUUCGGCUUCGCCGAGCCGUACAAUCUGUACAGCUCGCUGAAAGAACUCGUACUUCACUACCAGCACACGUCUUUGGUCCAGCACAAUGACUCUCUGAAUGUUACGCUAGCGUACCCAGUUUAUACUCAGCAGAGACGGUGAGGACCUCCGCAUGUGACAACAUGGACACAAAGGAAAAGGCCUCAUGGGAGUUGGAGGAGAUACAUGUCCUGGGACUCUGUGAUUUAAAACAAGGCUCCGGUGCCUAACUCGGACUUUAACAGAGGAAAAGACGCAAUAAAAGCCUGAAACAUUUCAAUGACUUUGCCAGACCACGAGCCGGAGGCGAGUCUGAAUGUAGAUUUCUCUUUUUGUGGGAGCACAGAAUCAAGCGGAAACUGCUGAACUCCCCCUGUGGAGGACAUAAGAGGCCUUUUCCCGACGGUGCUUGUUCUUUUUCAAAGCUUUACCAGCCGGAAUGUCUAAUCGCAGCAGAUAAACUCUUCAAAUGGAACUGUACCCACCGGCCACAAUUUUCUUUUUCCACUUUUUUUUUCCUUUCACAUCAUUUAUGUGUGUGUCUUUGUUUCUGCACAAGUGUUUGUGUGUAUGUGACUGAGUGAGUGUGUGACUGUCCAUGUGACCAAAACUCAUAGAUUCAGGAAACUGUGUGAUAUCAGGGGCUGUAACACAUUCACUUGUGUUAACUGUUCAGUAGCAAACCAUGCAUCAGCUAAUAAAUGUAGCAAAAUGGCACUUUCAAACAAAGUUUUAAUUUUAUUUUACUCUUAUCAAAAGAGCAGAAAGGACAAGACGUCGGCAUCCUGCCUUCUAACUGUCCAGCAUUGUAGUACAGAAGUAAACUGCAUCUUUACUGUGGGCAGGUGAAACUAUGAGUGGGCUGACUCGUUGAUGUACAUCUGUGAAAACGUGGAAUGUCAUGAAUCAAAGUGCACCAUACCAAAAAGAAUCAGUUCCUGUUUAGUUACAUUCUGAUCUGCUAUGCAAUUCUUUCUCCAUUGUUUUUCCUUCAGAAUUGUUUUACUCUGUUUCAACCCACGAUAUAAGCUUGUUUUAUUGCUUGUAAAAUACAUUUUCCUGUGUACAUAUCCAAUAGGAUAUUUUGUGUCAAAAUGCCAAGAUACAAUAAGAAAACUGUUUGAUUUUUAAAGAUUAUAGAAACACUUUAUGAUUCACUUUAACAACUGGUAUACAGAUGGAAAAAAAAGUAUUUUACUCGUCUUUUUUUUGCUUCAAACUAAUGUUGGUCUCAGGCAGAGCCUUUUGAGUAUCCAAGCUGCUCAAUGUCUACACUCAGUUCUUUGUUGAAAUGGACAAAGAAAGUUUGAGCACUCAGAUUGGAAGGAUGGGAUUGUAGGACCCUUAUCAACCAUAACCACGAAAACAGUAUAGAUUUAUUUUCUUAUAAAAUAUAUAUGUUCCCACAUGAGAAUAUAUGAAAUUAGACUGGUGUUUUCAACUGACGAAUAUCGUUAUUAAAGAUCACUAUACAUUGUCCACUUAGUAUUUUUCUGUAUCAGAAAAUCACUGUAAUUACAUGGGUGGAGCAGCUCAUUUCACAUUCAUAGUUCAAAGGUAACACGUGCCAGUGGAAUCCGAAUUUGACCCCAUCUUUAUUCUAGCUUUUACAAGUCCACCAUCAAGUAAUUGGUACAUGUGUUAACCCAUUGAACUGGUGAAAAUAUUUCAAAUGGCAACCAGAACUACUUUGUCACCCUCGUUAAGUCUAACUGAUAUGAAAAAUUACAAAUUGGAUCACUCGAGUGACAAAAUGUGUCCUGUAAUAGUAUAUUUUAUAUAUAGAUCUACCUGUCAUAAAAUUAUUUAGAUAUUUUGCCCCGCAAAUAGACAGUAUCGUUGCAUAACUAAUUAGAUGUAAAUGUAAUCUUGAUUAUUGCUUUCUUCAGCACAACUAUUUCUAGUUAAAGUUGUACAUGUAUAAACCGGCUUACGACAACAAAGCCUCUACCGUGUUUGCCUCCUCUCAGAACAAAUGGGGACAAGAAAUUAUAAAUGUGAUAUAAUCUCUUAUGAGAUAAAUGCUGUCUGAAUAAGACCAUGUAUGAAAUUUAAGCAUGGAAUACACCCCCCCCCCCCCCAUAGCAGGACAGUUAUACUGUGCACACAGUGUAAAAUGUGUUGUAGAUACAUUUGACCAAAUUAUUCAUCCAAGAUUAAUUUGUAGCACAUUGAUAUUAACCGUCAUUUAUUCGAGGUUUGAUUGGGUCUUUCAAAGCCAUUAACAGAUGUCAUGGAUAUUAUGUCACAUCUGACAUUACUUAUACUAGAAGUCGUCUGACUUCAAUUAACCCCCCCCCCCUCCAAACAGCUGCUGGCAUGAACUUUUUGUUUCUUAUUGUUGAAAUAUAUUUUUUUCGUUUUUUAUAGUUCUUGGACGACACGCACCAUUAUUUGCUUUGCCCCAAUUCUGGGUUGUAUGAUUAUUUUAGGUGUCUUUUUUUUAUUUAAGGCUCAUCUUUUGUGGGUGUCCCAGACAUGAUGAUUUGAUUGAGAUUCACCAGUGUUCCCCAGUUUUGCUUCAAAUCUGUAUUGGGCUUUGUUAAAAACAAAAUAAAACACUUGUUUUUAAAGAAAAAA